Messenger RNA from Ictidomys tridecemlineatus (thirteen-lined ground squirrel), 1044 nucleotides. Its product is annotated as vomeronasal type-1 receptor 4. NCBI's taxonomy places the organism in Eukaryota, Metazoa, Chordata, Mammalia, Rodentia, Sciuridae. The record is from RefSeq and is a predicted model, not a curated record. Gene Ontology annotation, molecular function: pheromone receptor activity. Gene Ontology annotation, biological process: G protein-coupled receptor signaling pathway. Gene Ontology annotation, cellular component: membrane.
AUGGCAGCCAGUGAUGUGGCUGUAGGAAUCAUCUUCCUAGUACAGACUGUAGUUGGAACUCUGGGCAAUUCCUCUCUUCUCCUCCAUUACUUGGUCCUUUACUUCACUGGGUUCAAGGUAAGACACACAGACUUGAUUCUUCAGCACUUGAUUGUGGCCAACUUGUUAACUCUCCUGUGUAAAGGAGUUCCCCAGACAAUGGAAGCUUUUGGAGUGAAAAUUUUCCUCAGUGAUUUUGGAUGCAAGUUGCUUUUCUAUCUUCACAGGGUGGGCAGGGGUGUGUCCAUUGGCAGCACCUGCCUCCUGAGUGUCUUCCAGGCCAUUAAGAUCAGCCCAGGAGACUCAUGCUGUUCAAACCUUAAAGUAAAUAUUCAUAAAUACAUUGGCUCCUCCAUAUACCUGAGCUGGAUCCUGUACCUGUUCGUAAAUGUUGUUUAUCUUAUGUACAUGACUGGGAGAAGAAGCAACAAAAACAUCACAAUCCUAAAAGAUUUUGGAUACUGUUCUGGUGUUCGUCAUGACGCAACCACAGACUCACUGCAUGCAGCAUUGCUAACCUUCCCUGAUGUCCUGUGUGUGGGACUCAUGCUCUGGGCCAGCAGCUCCAUGGUGCUCAUCCUGCACAGGCAAAAGCAGAGAAUGCAGCAGGUUCAUAAGUCCAGCUCCCCCAGGUCCUCCCCUGAGUCCAGAGCCACCAAAACCAUCCUCCUCCUGGUGAGCACCUUUGUCUCUUUGUACACACUUUCCUGCAUGUUCCAAGUUAGUUUAGCUGUUAUUUAUAAUGCCAACUGGUUUGUGGUGAGCACGGCUGCAAUCAUCUCUGGGUGUUUCCCAGCUGUCAGCCCCUUUCUGCUCAUGAGCAGAGACUCUACUGCAUCCAGGAUCCACUCUGCCUGGAUACAGAAUAGGAAGAAUGCCAGUCAUGUGAGAAAAAUAUACAUCAUUUACUUUUGUACAAUCUGUUUUCGAUCACUCAUCUCCACAGACUUAAUGAUAAGGCAGUCACACUGUAAGAGUGCAACACAUGCACACACGUUUGCUUAG